Molecule: messenger RNA, 228 nt
Organism: Prunus armeniaca (apricot)
Lineage: Eukaryota; Viridiplantae; Streptophyta; Magnoliopsida; Rosales; Rosaceae
Source: the annotation of a GenBank genome assembly
AUGGCAACCGGGCAGAUGAUGAGGCAUGGUUGGACAAGUGGUAAUACUGGUGCCAUACUGGAGCCUGCCUUGGACAAUUGGAAUGACGUAUUGGAGCUGUGGGAGAUGAAUGGAAUGAGAGACAAGGUGUUUUCAGAUGAAAGGGGGAUAGGUGAAGUGUGGGGGGACCGCGGGAUUGGUGGUCAUAGUCCGAAAAGUGGUGUUGGCAGGGUGGGGUUGUGGAGAUGA